Messenger RNA from Suricata suricatta (meerkat), 1529 nucleotides. Its product is annotated as fatty acid desaturase 2-like protein FADS2P1. Lineage: Eukaryota; Metazoa; Chordata; Mammalia; Carnivora; Herpestidae. Gene Ontology annotation, molecular function: oxidoreductase activity, acting on paired donors, with oxidation of a pair of donors resulting in the reduction of molecular oxygen to two molecules of water. The record is from RefSeq and is a predicted model, not a curated record. Bases 1 to 1455 code for a protein of 484 amino acids. Gene Ontology annotation, cellular component: membrane. Gene Ontology annotation, biological process: lipid metabolic process. The transcript is spliced from 12 exons.
AUGACAAUGACGCUUGAAGACAAGCAUCCAGGUAGUGGGAGCCUCGUUGAAGAGGGUCACCAAAACAUGGGUGAGAAGUAUCAAGCCAACGGGAAACCAGUGGCAAAUGGGAGAGGCGAGGUCUCUGUAAAGCAGGAGUCAAAUGGGAGGUGUGCCAUGCCCAGAGAAAGUCUUAACAUGUACAGCUGGCAGGAGAUCCAGAAACAUAAUCAGAAGACUGAUCAGUGGCUGGUGAUAAAUCGCAAGGUCUACAAUGUUACUGGCUGGGCCCACAAGCAUCCAGGGGGGAACCAAGUCCUCAACCACUAUGCUGGGGAAGACGCCACGGAUGUCUUCAGAGCCAUGCACGUGAACCUUGACAUUGUAAAAUUGUAUCUUAAGCCGCUGCUCAUUGGAGAACUUGCUCCGGAAGAGCCCAGCCAGGAGAAACACAAAAGUUCCCAGUUGGUGAAAGAUUUUCAAGAAUUGCGGAGGACAUUAGAGGCCAUGAACAUGUUCAGUGCCAACCCGGUGUUCUUCCUCCUUCACUUCGCCCAGGUCUUCAUUUUAGAAACCCUGGCUUGGCUAAUGGUGUGGUAUUUUGGCAGUGGCUGGCUUGUGACAAUAUUCAUUUCCUUGCUUCUCACAAUUUCCCAGGUUCAAAGUUCAUAUCUGCAGCAUGACUUGGGACACCUUUCCAUAUUUACUAAGUCCAAGUGGAACCACCUGAUGCAAAUAAUUAUGAUGAGUCAUUUCAAGGGCCUAUCAACAAAGUGGUGGAAUUACCGACACUCCCAACAUCACGUAAAAACAAACAUCUACCCCAAAGAUCCAGAUAUUGAUAUGGGCGCACUUUUCCUACUGGGAGAAUUGCAACCUGUCAAGUUUGGCAAGAUGAAAAUCAAAUACAUCAACUAUGAAAAACAGCACCUGUAUUUCUACAUAGUUGGGCUCCCCCUCCUCAUGCCUAUAUAUUUCAAUCUGGAAUCCAUCUACGUGAUGUUCUUCCAAAGUUAUUGGAUGGACGUUGCCUGGGUCAGCAGCUUUUACAUCCGCCAUUUUAUCACAUUUGGCCCUUUCUAUGGAAUCUUUGGAACCAUAUUGCUCAUAUAUUUCGUCAAGCUUAUUGAAAGUCCUUGGAUAACACUUGUUACCCAGAUGAGCCACAUACCAAUGAAAAUGAGCAAUGAGCAGAACUGGGACUGGGUCAGCACUCAGAUCUUUACCACCUGUAAUGUUGAACAGUCCCUUUUCAAUGACUGGUUCACUGGGCACCUGAACUUCCAGAUCGAGCACCAUCUGUUUCCCACAAUGCCACGCCAUAAUUUUCACAAGGUGCAACCCUUGGUGAGGUCCUUGUGUGCCCAGCAUGGACUGCAGUAUGUGAAAAAGCCCCUGUUGGAAGCAUUUGGAGAUAUUAUCAGGGCCUUGAAGAAAUCUGCAGCCCUCUGGAUGGAUGCUUACCACGAAACAUGAAGCAGAGCGUCAACCUCGACACACAUGUAGCUGCAUCUCUGAGGGGGAUUAGUAAAUGUGCAAGAGAGAUUUCC